Molecule: messenger RNA, 1074 nt
Organism: Fusarium sp. VM40
Lineage: Eukaryota; Fungi; Ascomycota; Sordariomycetes; Hypocreales; Nectriaceae
Source: the annotation of a GenBank genome assembly
AUGAAGAACAUUCAGCGCCUUGAGCUGCCAGCUGCCGCUGAUAUGCACGUCCAUUUGCGUCAGAGCGAGUUGAUGGACCUGGUGGUUCCUACUGUUCAACAGGGUGGAGUUGAUACGGUAUUCGUUAUGCCUAAUCUUCUCCCUCCUCUCACUUCUGUCCAGCAGGUGCUUGGUUACAAGUCCAAACUGACUACCAUCACUCAAGAUGUCAACUUCCUCAUGUCACUCUAUCUUCACCCUUCAGUGACUCCUGAAGUAAUUGCUCAAGCUGCUAAGGCCGGUAUUACGGGUGUCAAGUUGUAUCCUCAGGGUGUUACCACCAACUCAGAGAGUGGUGUUUCUGAUAUUACGGCAUUCUAUGAUACCUUCGCUGCCAUGGAGAAGCAUGGAAUUGUCUUGAACAUUCACGGCGAGGCCCUUGAGUCUCUUGCGCCAGCCGACACAACCUUGGAAGAAGCGUUCCUCCCUACCCUGAAGCAGCUCCACGAUCGAUUCCCACAGCUGCGUAUUGUGCUUGAGCAUUGUACCACUGCCGCUGCUGUGGAGGCUGUCAAAGCCUGUGGCCCUACUGUUGGUGCGACUAUCACUGCUCAUCAUCUUUAUCUCACUUCCAGUGAGGCCUGCUGCGACCCUUUUGCUUUCUGCAAGCCAAUUCCCAAGAAGCCUACCGAUAGAGAUGCCCUUGUCAAGGCUGUAGUUAGCGGCAACUCCAAGUUCUUCUUUGGAAGUGACAGUGCCCCUCAUCCUCUGCAGUCCAAGACCUCCGCAGAAAAGGGUAAGGCGCCUGCGGGUGUCUUCACCCAGCCUUAUGUGGUGCAACUUGUCCUUCUUGGUCUUGAGGAGGCCAUCGAACGUGGCGUCAUCACGGAAGAUGAAGUCACACAAGAGAAGCUCGAGAGCUUCCUUAGCCGCAACGGACGCCGCUUUUAUAAGCUGCCCGAAACUUCUGACAAAAAGAUAAUCUUGGAGAGGAAGGGCGAAAAGAUUCCUACGAGUGUCAAGAGUGCCAAUGGAAAGUCCGAGGUCGGUAUCUCUAGACAUGGUGCUGAAGUUUUCAGCUUGACCUGGGCUUAA